Corticium candelabrum is the source of this 1370-nucleotide messenger RNA. RefSeq lists its product as uncharacterized. Gene Ontology annotation, biological process: DNA integration. The record is from RefSeq and is a predicted model, not a curated record. Gene Ontology annotation, molecular function: nucleic acid binding. The transcript has a single exon. The coding region runs from base 1 to 783 and encodes 260 amino acids. NCBI's taxonomy places the organism in Eukaryota, Metazoa, Porifera, Homoscleromorpha, Homosclerophorida, Plakinidae.
AUGAUCAAGAGGAUCCAUUGUUCUCAUUUGGGAGUUGAAGGAUGCUUGAGGUUGGCCAGAAAAGCGCUAUACUGGCCAAACAUGAAUACUGCAGUAAGAGACUUUGUGUCAACAUGUGACAUAUGCAAUUCUUUCCAACCGAAGCAACAACAGGAACCCCUAUUGCCACAAAAGAUCCCUGAUCGACCAUGGUCUCAAGUAGGAGUUGAUCUCUUUGAGCUCCAGGGUACACACUAUGUCAUAGCUGUGGAUUACUAUUCCAACUUUUUUGAAGUAGACAAGCUCCAAGACACCUGUAGUACAACCGUGAUCCACAAGCUAAAAGGGUAUUUUGCACGUCAUGGAAUACCAGAUGAACUCAGAAGUGACAAUGGUCCUCAAUUCACUAGCAAGGAGUUUGCCAGAUUCGUGCACGAAUCGCAAUUUAAGCAUACAACGUCAUCAUCCCACUACCCACAAUCAAACGGAAAGGUGGAGAACAGUGUGAAGUUAUGCAAAGCACUAAUGAAGAAGGCGAUAAGGGCUAAAUCGGACAUUUAUCUAGCCCUUCUAGACUUUCGGAACACCCCAACCGAAAAGAUACACUCAUCACCAGCACAAAGACUAUUUGGCCGCCGAACUAAAACCCAACUGUCAAUGUCAAAGAAAUUGUUGAUACCAGAAACAGUACCACCUGGAGAAGUCAAAGGAAAUCUGCACAAAAGCAAAGAGUCUCAGGCAAAGUUCUUCCAUCAGAGGCAAAACAAUUAUCAUCUAUUGAGCCAGGAAACACAGUCCAAAUGAAACGGCCAGGUGAAAUAGAGUGGUCGCUAGCCAAGUGUCUGAAGUCAAUAGGACCAAGGUCAUAUCUAGUAGAGUCGGGAGGACGAAAAUACAGGAGAAAUAGAAGACAGCUCAGACUCACAGGAGAACAAUUGACCAUACCAAGACCUGAGAACCACACUGACGAUGAUGAUGAUCCACCAUCAGCAAUGGAAACACCAGCUAACACAUCCCAACCCACAGACACACCAGAGAGUCAACCCCAAGUAAUGGAAACACCAGUGCAGAAACGGGAACAGGAUCAACAGAGGAGGAGACCCAACUCAACACCACAACACAAAACCACAGAGACAAGACGAGGAAGAACGAUACACAAGCCAGCAUGGAUGAAUGACUAUGACAUGACGUAGUGUUAAUUUUUUCUUUGUUAAGUUUUUUUGAAAAAAGGGAGAAUGUAACGAGAUAGCUUGACAUCACCAGAGUGACGUCAUACUAGUAGUUGUGUUCUACCAGUUUGUAAGCCGGACACAGUUGUUAGCGCGUAAUCUUGUUCAGUUGUGUUACAGCUGCUACUGUUGUAAGCAAUAAACUAGCAACACGUCACAAAA